This is a messenger RNA of Clupea harengus (Atlantic herring), 2129 nucleotides long. RefSeq names its product HtrA serine peptidase 1b (gene htra1b). Lineage: Eukaryota; Metazoa; Chordata; Actinopteri; Clupeiformes; Clupeidae. Gene Ontology annotation, molecular function: serine-type endopeptidase activity; protein binding. Gene Ontology annotation, biological process: positive regulation of apoptotic process; proteolysis; programmed cell death. Gene Ontology annotation, cellular component: extracellular region. The record is from RefSeq and is a predicted model, not a curated record.
AAAACGGGGUGCACUGCCUUUAAAAAGUCUGUCAGCACCGCCAUGUAACUUGUGUGAAUCGUGCGCUCUGCAGAACCCAACAACCAGCUGACUGAGAAAAGCGACUUGAUACACUCCUUAGAUACUUUUGUUACGUUGUUAAGUUAUAAGCAAAGUGUUAUAUGUAUACAUAUUUUUUGUAGGAACCUUAAUUCAUUUGUAGGGAUCUCUGUUUUGUUGAACAGUCUCGGUCAGUCAGCAGUGAUAAAAUGCUUCUGUCUAUCCUGUGCGCGGCUUUCCUUCUCGCGCCCACCCUGUGUGAAGCCGGGAUCUCCAAACGCCAUGUCAUCGGCUGUCCUGACAAAUGUGACAAAUCUCUCUGCGCGCCCAUCCCGGCUGAUUGCCUCGCCGGCGACAUCCUGGACCAGUGCGACUGCUGUCCCGUAUGCGCCUCCGGAGAGGGCGAGCCGUGCGGGGGGGCCGGGCGUCUCGGGGACCCGGAGUGCGCGGAAGGGAUGGAAUGCCAGGUGGCGGACGGCGUCGGUUACUCUGUCACUGUCCGAAGACGGGGCAAGAACGGCGUGUGCGCGUGCAAAGGCUCGGAUCCGGUGUGCGGCAGCGACGGCGUCUCUUACCGGAACAUUUGCGAGCUGAAGAGAUUGAGCAGCCGCGCGCAAAAGCUUCAGCAACCUCCCAUCAUUUUCAUUCAAAGGGGAGCCUGCGGUAAAAGUCAGGAAGAGAACCCUGACAGUCUGCGGCACAGGUACAACUUCAUCGCUGACGUGGUGGAGAAGAUCGCCCCGGCUGUGGUUCACAUCGAACUCUACCGCAAGAUGGUGUUCACGAAGAGGGAGGUGGCGGUGGCCAGUGGCUCAGGCUUCAUGGUGUCGGAGGACGGCCUCAUCGUGACCAAUGCCCACGUGGUCGCCAACAAACACCGCGUCAAAGUCGAGCUCAAGAGUGGCGCCACCUUUGACGCCAAGAUCAAAGACGUGGACGAGAAGGCCGACAUCGCCCUCAUCAAGAUCGACGUGCCGACCAAAGUGCCCGUGCUGCUUCUUGGUCGCUCUGCUGACCUUCGACCCGGAGAGUUUGUGGUUGCCAUCGGAAGCCCGUUCUCCCUCCAGAACACGGUUACCACGGGGAUCGUCAGCACCACCCAGCGCGGAGGCAAAGAGCUGGGCCUGCGCAACUCCGACAUGGACUACAUCCAGACUGAUGCCAUCAUCAACUACGGAAACUCUGGAGGACCCCUGGUUAACUUGGAUGGCGAGGUGAUUGGCAUCAACACCCUGAAGGUGACGGCUGGCAUCUCCUUUGCCAUCCCCUCAGAUAAGAUACGGCAGUUCCUGGCAGAGUCCCACGACCGCCAAUCAAAAGGAAAAACUUUCACCAGGAAGAAAUACAUUGGCGUGAAAAUGAUGACACUCACUCCAGCGCUGGCCAAGGAACUGAAGGAGAGACAGGUUGACUUCCCUGAUGUGACAUCAGGUGCCUACGUCAUUGAGGUUAUUGCUAAGACCCCUGCUGAAAGAGGAGGCCUGAUGGAGAGUGACGUCAUCAUCUCCAUCAACGGCCAGCGAGUCUCCUCUGCCAACGACGUCAGCCUGGCCAUCCGGCGGGACGACUCCCUGAAGAUGGUGGUUCGCCGUGGCAACGAGGACGUCAUGGUUACGAUCAUCCCCGAGGAGAUUGACCCUUGACCCCACCACUCCCCCCAAUACACCAACCAAUGAGCUGGUUCUCAGUGCUCAGCCCCGCCCUACAGACCUUGACAGAGGGUUUGACUGGAGACAUACCCUCUUUAGAAUGUGUAACCCUUAGAACGUGGAACAUUUGCCCACUUUAGAACCUGCAUUGCCCAGUCAUCCUCUAGGCAAUCACAUGUUGGCUGUCCUUUGUAUUGCUGCACUUCACUGUUUAUCUGUUGUGAAACUUUUCUGCAUCAAAUAGUUACUAUGUACGACCAUCAGCCAAUGCUUUCUGUGAACUGCGUACAUUUCACAUUUGUUUUCAAUACUUUGAUUCAUCAGUGCAGUCUGUCACACAUAGAGACAAGGCACCGUGGGUGUAAAGACAUUGUUCUUUAGGUGUGUGUGUGUGUGUGUGUGUGUGUGUGUGUGUGUGUGUGUGUGUGUGUGUGUGUGUGU